AUGCAGACUGUUGUUGGGGACCUUGUAAACAUGUCGCAGCCCUCUGUGGGCAGGAGCAUCUGGGAGGUGACGCAAGCAAUAUGCGCGAGACUGUUCCGCAAGUACGUGCGCAUGCCGACAAGUGGAGAAGUCAAGUCCGUGAAGACAAGAUUUUUUAAUAUCGCUGUCUUUCCGGGUGUAACUGGCUGCAUCGACUGCACGCACGUACAAAUUAUCAGUCCCGGAGGAGACACUGCAGAAGUGUACAGGAACCGAAAAGGCGUGUUCUCAAUAAAUGUGCAGGCUGUGACAGGACCCGAGCUCCAGUUCUUUGAAGUUGUUGCAGGUUGGCCUGGGUCUGUUCAUGACAGCCGAAUUUUUGAAAACAGUCGUGUGAUGACAUCAUACGAGCAGAGAAGUGUGUCUGGGAUGCUUCUGGGAGACCAGGGAUACGCCUGUUUGCCGUACCUCAUGCCACCCCUGAAAAACCCCCAGACAGCUGCAGAAAAAAGGCAGGAUGCACAUUUAAUUUGA
Dermacentor silvarum is the source of this 513-nucleotide messenger RNA. Its product is annotated as putative nuclease HARBI1. Bases 1 to 513 code for a protein of 170 amino acids. The record is from RefSeq and is a predicted model, not a curated record. NCBI's taxonomy places the organism in Eukaryota, Metazoa, Arthropoda, Arachnida, Ixodida, Ixodidae. The transcript has 2 exons.